This is a messenger RNA of Dipodomys ordii (Ord's kangaroo rat), 3382 nucleotides long. RefSeq names its product E2F transcription factor 8 (gene E2f8). NCBI's taxonomy places the organism in Eukaryota, Metazoa, Chordata, Mammalia, Rodentia, Heteromyidae. Bases 185 to 2791 code for a protein of 868 amino acids. Gene Ontology annotation, molecular function: DNA-binding transcription factor activity, RNA polymerase II-specific; RNA polymerase II cis-regulatory region sequence-specific DNA binding. The transcript has 13 exons. Gene Ontology annotation, cellular component: RNA polymerase II transcription regulator complex. Gene Ontology annotation, biological process: regulation of transcription by RNA polymerase II. The record is from RefSeq and is a predicted model, not a curated record.
UGGGGUCCGGUGUGCUCAUCCAGAACCUGAAUUCGUGUGCUCUGUCCAGAGCCCGAGCCCUGAUCUGUGGACAGGAUAUUAAGCUUUUUAUUAGAAUUGAUUGGAAUACUUGAACUGAGAAUUGAGGAGGAGCUCCAGAUUUAUCAUUUUUAAAGGAACACUAAAUGUGUGAGAAAUUGACAGAAUGGAGAACGAAAAGGAAAACCUCUUUUUUGAACCACAUAAAAGGGGACUGAUGAAAACCCCCCUGAAAGAGUCCACUAAGGCCAAUAUACCUCUACCUGAGAGACAGCCCGAUUUUGGCCCUUUAACCACGCCCACCAAACCCAAAGAAGCAUCCCAGGGAGAGCCAUGGACACCAACAGCCAAUCUGAAAAUGCUUAUCAGUGCUGUGAGCCCUGAGAUCCGAAGCAGAGAUCAGAAAAGGGGAUUAUUUGACAAUAGAAGUGGAUUACCUGAGGCCAAAGACUGUUUACACGACCACUUAUCUGGUGAUGAAUAUGAGAAAUCUCAACCAAGUCGAAAAGAUAAAAGUUUAGGAUUGUUGUGUCACAAGUUCUUAGCCCGGUAUCCUAAUUAUCCCAAUCCUGCUGUGAAUAAUGACAUCUGUCUUGAUGAGGUAGCUGAAGAACUUAAUGUUGAGCGUCGGCGAAUUUAUGAUAUAGUGAAUGUCUUAGAGAGCUUACACAUGGUGAGCCGCCUUGCCAAAAACAGGUACACUUGGCAUGGGCGACACAAUCUCAACAAAACCCUUGGUACUCUGAAGAGCGUUGGAGAGGAGAAUAAGUAUGCUGAACAGAUUAUGAUGAUCAAAAAGAAAGAGUAUGAACAAGAGUUUGACUUUAUUAAGAGUUACAGUAUUGAGGACCAUAUCAUCAAAUCAAACACUGGCCAAAAUGGACACCAAGACAUGUGUUUUGUUGAACUUCCUGGAGUGGAAUUUCGGGCAGCUUCUGUAAACAGCCGCAAAGAUAAGUCCUUAAGAGUGAUGAGCCAGAAAUUUGUGAUGCUGUUUUUAGUGUCAACGCCUCAGAUAGUAAGCUUAGAAAUUGCUGCCAAGAUUUUAAUUGGGGAAGACCAUGUGGAAGAUUUGGAUAAAAGCAAGUUUAAAACAAAAAUUAGGAGAUUGUAUGAUAUAGCUAAUGUUCUGAGUAGCCUGAAUCUUAUCAAGAAAGUUCAUGUUACAGAGGAAAGAGGAAGAAAACCAGCUUUUAAAUGGACAGGCCCAGAAAUCAGUCUAAAUAGCAGUGGCCCCAGCCCAGUCAUACCUGUUGCCACCUCUGAUUUGGAGGUAAGGCAGUCAACAAAAGAGAACUGUGCCAAAAACCUCUUUUCCACGCGUGGGAAACCAAACUUCACUAGACAUCCAUCUCUUAUCAAACUGGUAAAGAGUAUAGAGAGUGAUCGGAGGAAGAUAAAUUCUGCUCCCAGUAGCCCUGUCAAGAACAACAAAGCUGAGAGUUCUCAGAAUUCUCCACCCUUCCCAAGUAAAAUGGAUCAACUCGCAGCUAUUUGUAAAAUGCAGUUAGAAGAGCAAUCAAGUGAACCCAGAAAGAAAGUGAAAGUACAGCUAGCAAGAUCUGGGCACUACAAACCAGUGGCUCCUCUGGAUGCCCCAGCAAAUGCUGAACUAGAGCUGAUGGCACCAUCCCUCAUCCAGUCUCUAGGGGUGGUCCCCCUGAUCCCUAGUCCAUUGUCAUCAGCAGUGCCUGUGAUCCUACCUCAGGCCCCUUCAGGCCCAUCCUAUGCCAUCUACUUGCAACCUGCCCAAGCCCAAACCAUAACACCGCCCCAAGGCCUGAGCCCAACAGUCUGCUCCACCCAUUCCUCUAAAGCUACUGGGUCAAGCGACUCCACAGAUGCCUCCACUGAAAAGGUCACCAGUGAUGCCACAAAGACCAGUGCCUCCUCCAGACCUGGAAGCUUGCUGCCUUUAGCAGAGAAACAAGCUACAAAGAACCGAAACAGGGAGGCAGCUGGAGAAAAAGGCUCCAAGAGAGCAAGCAUACUGGAGGACAGUGGAUCCAAAAAGAAAUUUAAAGACGAUUUAAAAGGACUUGAAAAUGUCUCCACAACCUUGUUCCCAUCAGGAUACCUAAUCCCUCUCACUCAGUGCUCAUCCCUGGGGGCAGAAUCCAUUUUAUCUAGUAAAGAAAACUCAGGUACACUUUCCCCAAACCAAAGGAUCUACGGCUCACCCAUUGCAGGUGUUAUCCCAGUGACAUCAUCUGAACUCACUGCUGUUAAUUUUCCCUCUUUUCAUGUGACACCUUUGAAGCUUAUGGUUUCACCAACUCCUGUGGCAGCCGUACCUGUUGGGAACAGCCCGGCUCUCACUUCGAGCCACCCCGUUCCUGUCCAGAACCCAAGCUCAGCCAUUGUAAACUUUACCUUGCAACACUUGGGACUCAUAUCUCCCAGUGUACAGGUGUCUGCCAGCCCUGGGCCUGGUACAGGAGCUGUUCCUGUAUCCCCAAGAAUAGAAACAGUUAGUACUGUACCAGAAAAUGCAGGCUCUCAACAAGGACGAGCCACCAACCAUGACUCACCAGUCCCAGGCCAGAGCCAAGCAAAUGGACAAUCAAUUGCUGUGACGGGGCCACAACAGCCUGUUCCUGUAACACCCAAAGGGUCACAGUUAGUGGCUGAAAGUUUCUUCCGUACCCCAGGUGGACCAUCCAAGCUGCCUGGCCCAUCCUGUAUGGAUUUUGAUGGUGCUAAUAAAACCUCCUUUGGAACUCUCUUUGUCCCACAGCGGAAACUGGAAGUCUCAACAGAAGAUGUCCACUAAUUGAUUAUUUGAUUUUUCUAAAGAGCUAUUUAACAGAGAAGAUGUACACAGACUGCUUUGGAAAACACCAUCACUGAAAAUACUGUAAAUAUACAUUGGGGUUACUCAAUGUCAAAGCUGAUAUUUGUUUUCAUACAUACAUACAUACAUACAUAUAUACAUACAUACAUAAAUACGUGCACGCACACACACAUUUGUAUAAGGCUAAGUUCAGCCUUCAAGCCUACAAAAUAAAAGUAAAAUGUUGAACGAAGGUAUAUUAACUUGUGGGGGGGAAGAUUCAUUAUUUCAACUGUGCCCACAUUAUUAUGCAAAAUACCUGUAUUAAAGUUUACUUUUGUUUGAGUGAAUAUGUUUAGUAUGCCUAACACAGCACUCUCAUACUUUUUGCACAAAGAAAAUGCUGUGUGAUGUAUAAUGUAUUUUUAAUAGGAGGGCUAAAGCUAUAUUUUUUGUAAUUUCUUUAAUCUGUUGGUGUUGCAGUAUGUCUUUUUGUAGAGUUUGCAACAAUCCUCAAUCAAGUCUAUGGAAAAAUUAUUUAUAAAAUGUAUUUUUAAUCAUAAGUUGUUCAAAUUAAAACUUUUCUAAAAU